AUGAACGCCUUAUCGGCUAAUACCCUGGCGCGUGUUAGCCCUGCCCCCACUCCACCACCCAUUCCAUACCCAACGCACCCCAUGGACGAUCCCGAAUGGCAACCACCACAAGGUCCUAUGGCCGAACUAGACAAGCAGUAUUGGAUCAAUAGUGGACAGCUGUUGCUGCAGGAGCAGCUUUCCAAGAACCAACUGAACCAGGGUGUAGCAAAAAAUCUAAUCAUAUUCAUCGCCGAUGGUAUGUCCAUAACAACUCAAACAGCAACUCGUGUUUUCAUGGGCGGCGAGCAGAUGCAGCUUUCUUUCGAGCAGUUUCCAUACGUUGGAUUAGCAAAGACCUACUGUAUCAACUAUCAAGUCUCCGACUCGGGCUGUACAGCAUCGGCAAUUCUGACUGGCGUAAAGAACAAUUACGGAACGAUCGCAGUCAGCGGUCACGUGCCGUUGAUGAACUGCGAACGAAGUCUGGUGAACGAAAAUCGUCUCACCUCGAUCCUGAAAUACGCCCAGGAAGAUGGCCGAGCAACGGGAAUCGUGACCAAUACUCGGCUGACGCAUGCAACCCCUGCCGUCGCUUAUGCCGUUUCCGGGGCACGUUACUGGGAGGACGAUGGAGAAACUCCGUCGGGUUGUGUAGAUAUCGCCAAGCAGCUGAUUUAUGGUGAGAUAGGAACGAACUUGACGGUUGCGAUGGGAGGUGGCACCCGUCAUUUUUACCCUGCCGGAAUGACCGAUGUUCACGGGGGACCUGGUCGACGGCAGGAUGGGCGAGUUUUACCAGAAGAAUGGCUGCAAGAAAUUUCGAAACGCGGUGAGCGGGGUAAGUACGUGUACGAUCGCCAUCAGUUGCUGAAUACCAAUGUACGAGAAGUAGAUCGACUGUUGGGAUUGUUCGCUGCGAAUCAUCUGAGUUAUCGGCUGGAGAAUGUCGACCAGCAGCCACGAUUGGAGGAAAUGACUGCGAAAGCGUUGGAGAUGCUGCAGAAAAACGAACGGGGAUACGUGCUGGUGGUGGAAGGUGGUCUUAUUGAUCCAGCACAUCAUGCGAAUCAGGCUCGCAGAGCUCUGGACGAAACGGUUGAGUUCCACCGAGCGGUUCAGUACGCUGCUCGCAACACGGACGAGCGUGACACUUUGAUAGUGGUAACGGCAGAUCACUCGCACACUCUGACUAUGGGCGGCUAUCCGGUUCGGGGCAAUGAUAUCCUGGCGACAGGUGACUUUUCCCGGUUGGAUCGAAUGCCGUUCUUUACGCUCACCUACGCCAAUGGGCCGAGCUUUUUCGAACAUUUUCCACCGGAUCGCAGUGGCCGCGUGAAUCCUUUGCUAAUGAACUGGCGAAGUUCGGACUUUGGGUAUCCCGGAGCGGUUCCCUAUGAGGAUGAAACGCACGGUGGCGAUGAUGUGGCCGUUUUUGCUCGUGGACCAUAUGCGCAUCUGUUUACUGGAUCGUACGAGCAGCACUUCAUUGGACAUGCUACGUUGUACGCUUCAUGCCUGGGAACCAAUGAAAUGCAACGGUCAGAAGCAUGCUGGAAUCGCCUUCAGGGAUCUGCUAGCUCUGUUAGUAAGUCCUCAAUUUUAAUAAGUGCCAGUCUGCUGCUCUUAUUUAUCCUAUUCCAAAUCCAAUUUCAAGUCAUAAAUAAAUUACUGUUUUAG
Messenger RNA from Sabethes cyaneus, 1659 nucleotides. Its product is annotated as alkaline phosphatase, tissue-nonspecific isozyme-like. The coding region runs from base 1 to 1659 and encodes 552 amino acids. NCBI's taxonomy places the organism in Eukaryota, Metazoa, Arthropoda, Insecta, Diptera, Culicidae. Gene Ontology annotation, molecular function: alkaline phosphatase activity. Gene Ontology annotation, biological process: dephosphorylation. The record is from RefSeq and is a predicted model, not a curated record. The transcript is spliced from 4 exons.